AUGCCAGAAUUUAUAGUUGAUCCAAAUGUUGAAAAACCUAUAAUAACAGUGGAUGGCGAAUUAAAAUAUACAGAAUAUUCAAUUACAGUCCGUGCAUUGAUUACAAUAAUAAAUGGUCUAAAUUGUGUAUCAUGCGUUGCAUCAGCGAAUUUAGGUUGUAAUGAUCCGUAUGAUGGAGCUACAUCGGGAGAUAUUCCUGUUCCAUAA
Molecule: messenger RNA, 207 nt
Organism: Rotaria sp. Silwood2
Lineage: Eukaryota; Metazoa; Rotifera; Eurotatoria; Philodinida; Philodinidae
Source: the annotation of a GenBank genome assembly